AUGGAUGGUGGACUUGGGCUAGAACUCUGUUUCGACGGCGAGGGUUCGAGCCCAGAUAACCUCAUAAGGAGAACAAGUCAACGAAAACCAACUUUGAAAACUGUGUCUUCGCCCGGAAUAGACUUUUAUGAUGUCAUUUCCGGUAAUAUGAAUUCCAACAAAUUGGGACUUCCUCCAAUAUUCGACCGCAGCAGAACCCUCAGUGAAUCCUCGGAUUAUAACUCGUCCGUUUCAAGACGCGCCCGGAAACAGAGCGAGUCCUCCAUUUUGGAUUUGGUAUCAAGGUCACCGCACAGUUUCUCGUCGUCGUCUGCGAAUUCUCAUAUUUCCGGAAGUCAUCCACAUACUCGUCAGUCCCGGACAAAAUCGCUGAGUACAACAGACCAGGCGAACAACAACUCUAGUAAGCUCGGAACGUUAUUCGAACAGACCUUCAAUGAACUGAAUAGAAAACCAGAGACAGGUUCGAUUACAGAUAGAGGAACAAUGCCAAGUAAAACAAGUGUUCUCAGAACACGUUCCAAUCCACUCGAGAGCACAGCGACAGUUGGAGGAAAACUAGCUAGUGUAAAAGCGAGCUCGAGGGCCACAAAUGUAUCCGUCAAUUCCAAAGGGUUCACAAAACCACCCCUGAAAAGAAUCAAUUCAGACCCCAAAUCGAAUCUAGAACGAAAAAAUUCCAAGUAUUCCCCACAAAGACAAACCGUGAACAAUUCGUCACCCAAACCCUCGCUCGGCUUCAAUUUAGAGAAAAGACUAAGUUUGGAUUCUAACGGGAACUCAAAACCCAGUGUUCGAACGCCACACACAAAGAGACAGCCGCCUUUCAAUAAACAACAACGAAUCGAACGUUUAAAAUCGAAUGCAAAUGACGAUCUGAGUGAGAGUGAAAGCGAGGAGGAAUUCGAUGAACGCGUUUUGGAAUGGCUGGAGGGGGUGCGAGAAGCAGAAGCUCCCCCUGAGCAAGAGAUCGUGUACGAGGACACCCCACCCCAAUCUGACAAUGCUAUCCAUAUUGUGUACCAAGACUCGUGA
This is a messenger RNA of Lottia gigantea (owl limpet), 1035 nucleotides long. RefSeq lists its product as hypothetical. Bases 1 to 1035 code for a protein of 344 amino acids. The record is from RefSeq and is a predicted model, not a curated record. NCBI's taxonomy places the organism in Eukaryota, Metazoa, Mollusca, Gastropoda, Lottiidae. The transcript has 2 exons.